CCCAGAAAUACGAGCAGGGCUUCAUCACCGACCCCGUGGUGCUGAGCCCCAGGGACCGGGUGCGCGAUGUGUUCGAAGCCAAGGCGCGGCACGGGUUCUGCGGCAUCCCCAUCACGGACAACGGGAAGAUGGGCAGCAAGCUGGUGGGCAUCAUCUCCUCGCGGGACAUCGACUUCCUGAAGGAGCUGGAGCACGACCUGCCCCUCAGCGAGAUCAUGACAAAACGGGAGGAUCUUGUCGUGGCCCCUGCAGGGGUCACGUUGAAAGAAGCAAACGAAAUUCUACAGAGGAGUAAAAAAGGCAAGCUGCCCAUCGUUAACGAGGAUGACGAGCUGGUAGCCAUCAUUGCCCGCACAGACCUGAAGAAGAACCGUGACUAUCCGCUGGCCUCAAAGGAUGCCAAGAAGCAGCUGCUGUGUGGGGCAGCCAUUGGCACCCACGAGGACGACAAAUACCGCCUUGACCUCCUGGUGCAGUCCAGCGUGGACGUCGUCGUGCUGGAUUCCUCUCAGGGGAACUCCAUCUUCCAAAUCAACAUGAUCAAGUACAUCAAGGAAAAGUACCCCAGCUUGCAGGUCAUUGGUGGCAACGUGGUGACGGCGGCCCAGGCAAAGAACCUGAUCGACGCUGGGGUGGAUGCGCUGAGGGUUGGGAUGGGCAGCGGCUCCAUCUGCAUCACACAGGAAGCUGCUCCAAAGAUCCCUCCAGACCUAAAGUCCCACAGCCCCAAAUGCCCUUCUACUGUCACGGGCACCUAUAACGCUGAAUUGGGACCCCUGACUGACCUGCGGCUAUGCCCCCUGCCGUGCCCAGGCUGCUGGCACAGCCCCACAACCCCCCAGAAGCCCUCAGGGGUGGAGGGGCCCAUGCAGCUUCUCCGCAGUCGUCUGCUGCUCGUCCUGGGAGCAGCAGCCUGGGGGUCUCCCCAGGCAGGACCCUGUCCAUUGCUGGCGUGUGGCAGGCCCCAGGCCACAGCUGUGUACAAGGUGUCCGAGUAUGCACGACGGUUUGGGGUGCCCGUGAUCGCAGAUGGAGGGAUCCAGACAGUGGGCCACAUCGCCAAGGCCCUUGCACUUGGUGCCUCCACAGUGAUGAUGGGCUCCCUCCUGGCUGCCACCACGGAGGCCCCUGGUGAGUACUUCUUCUCGGAUGGGAUCCGGCUAAAGAAAUACCGAGGGAUGGGGUCGCUGGACGCCAUGGACAAGAACCUAGGCAGCCAGAACCGGUACUUCAGCGAGGCAGACAAGAUCAAAGUGGCACAGGGGGUCUCGGGCGCAGUGCAGGACAAGGGCUCCAUCCACAAGUUCAUUCCGUACCUGAUUGCUGGUAUCCAGCACUCCUGCCAGGACAUUGGUGCCAAGAGCCUCACCCAAGUCAGGUAGGUGCUGUGCACCAUUCAGCCUUGCGCUGCUGCCCUUCCCAUCCCCAAACAGGCAUCCCUGGGCCUGCCUGCCACCCUGCUCCAUUGCUGCCA
Molecule: messenger RNA, 1474 nt
Organism: Alligator sinensis (Chinese alligator)
Lineage: Eukaryota; Metazoa; Chordata; Crocodylia; Alligatoridae
Gene: IMPDH2
Product: inosine monophosphate dehydrogenase 2
Exons: 10
Coding region: 129-1382 (417 amino acids)
Biological process (GO): GTP biosynthetic process
Cellular component (GO): cytoplasm
Molecular function (GO): IMP dehydrogenase activity
Source: RefSeq, a predicted model, not a curated record